Malania oleifera is the source of this 1252-nucleotide messenger RNA. RefSeq names its product carboxylesterase 1-like. The record is from RefSeq and is a predicted model, not a curated record. The coding region runs from base 32 to 1123 and encodes 363 amino acids. Gene Ontology annotation, molecular function: hydrolase activity. The transcript has a single exon. Lineage: Eukaryota; Viridiplantae; Streptophyta; Magnoliopsida; Santalales; Ximeniaceae.
UUGUAUUUUUAUAUUAAAUAUUAAAAUAGCCAUGAGUUGGCGUGGCCACUGGUAUAAACAACCCCACAAGCGACAGCUCAUUCCAUCACCGAACCCAAAAUUAAACAAUAUGGCAAAUCCUCAAAAUGCGCCGCCGUGUUGUACCGUCGAUCCUUACGACCACCUCGAGCUCGUCCGCAACUCCGACGCCACCAUCAAGAUCCCCCACGCUCCAGCACCGUCCGAUCAAGACGGCUCCGGCCCGCUCAUCAUCAAAGACGUCCAACUCAACCCGCAUCUCGGAACUUGGCUCCGUCUAUACCUUCCGCGGCAGCCACUGGUAACCUUCUCCUCCUCCGGGAAGCUCCCUGUCGUCUUCUACUACCACGGCAGCGGCUUCAUCAUCUCCAGCGCCGCCUCCGCUCUCACCCACGACUUCUGCUCCGAAAUGGCCGUCCACCUCCCCGCCGCGGUCGUCUCCAUCGAAUACCGUCUCGCACCGGAGCACCGGCUCCCGGCGGCGUACGAGGACGCAGUCGAGGCCUUGCGGUGGCUGAAACGCUUCGACGAUGAAUGGGUGUGCGAGUUCGCCGACGUGUCUAACUGUUUUCUCAUGGGUUCAAGUGCAGGGGCGAACAUGGCGUACCAUGCAGGGCUGCGCGCGGCGUCAACGAACGGUGAUCUUGAACCGGUGAAGAUCAGAGGGCUGAUAUUGCACCACCCGUUUUUUGGUGGGUCUAAGAGGACCGGGUCAGAGAUGAGGCUGGUCAACGAUCCGAUAUUGCCGCUGAGCGUCACUGAUCUGAUGUGGGAGCUGUCGCUGCCGAUUGGGGUUGACCGGGACCACGAGUAUUGCAAUCCGACGGCUGGGAAGGGGCGGGGGCAGCUUGAUGAGAUAAAGCGGCUGGGGUGGCGGGUCUUGGUGACGGGGUGCGACGGCGACCCCUUGGUCGACCGGCAGAAGGAAGCGGCGGAGAUGAUGGAGGGGGAGGGGGUGGAGGUGGUGGCUCAUUUUGUGGAGGGAGAUCAUCACGGGAUUGAGCUAAUGGUCCCUGACAAAGCUAAGGCUUUGUUUGGGAUUCUAAAAAACUUCAUCAAACAACCAUCACGAUUUGGGCUACAUUUCCCGCCUAAAAAAAAAUAAAGAGAAAAAAAAAAAAAAAAAACAGAGAGAAUCUACUUCUUUUAUGCUGUGUGCUAUUAUCAAUGUCAUUGUUGGUGACUAUGAAGCGAUCUUGGUAAUGGAAGAUGGCCAACAAGGGAGCAGGAAUAA